CAGGCCUUCUUCAAAAGUAAAUUUUAGCCAUUCUGUUGUCUUUUUUCCUUUAAAAAUCAGGACGUCUUAGAGUAUGUGUGUAGCUGUAAGCCACAUCAAACAGUGGCAGCUCAAUGGUCUUCUCAACCAUGCUGUGCUUGUAUCAUACGUGUACCCAAACCAAGCCAGCGCCAUGUUGGUGAGAGCUGAGAACCAGCCCUCCUUCCAGGAAAGGGAUGAGAACACCCAUGUUGGGCUUCUGGUGCAAGCAGUAACACACCUCAGCUAAGUAUUUACAUGGGUUUAACCUGUGUGUCUGCGCUCAGGUCCUUUCAUUAGCUGCAGCAGAGAAGUGAUUGCAGUGAUGUGGUGCCUUGCAGUACUUCUUCCUGUUUGUAGUGCUCUGACUUGUUUAGAAGUAUAACAGCAGUGCUGGUCACUGAAGUCCAGGGUUUGCAUGAAGAAAGCAGAACCACAUGGCAGUCCUGCAGCCAGGUGUUCUCUGUGUUGAAGUUUCUGACCUGAUAUAUUUUCCAGUCUUCUAAUUCCAUUUCUGUACAUUACAUGGAGAGUAAUAGCAAACAAAUCUGUGUUCUGAGAAACUAUGAGUUGGCUGUGAGGAGUGCUAGCAGCAGUCAGAAAUUAAUUGCUUCUCUCCUACGUGACUAGUGAAGACUUGCAUUGUUAGUGUUAUACUUUCAAGUUUAAAAUUUACAUGUUUCAUUUACAGCUGAUUUACAAAGACUUGGGCACAGUAAAAAAGAAAAGCCACUACUACCACAGCAGCCAUAGGAAAACAGUCCUAAACUCUGCUUUAGCUUGUAUGAGCAGAGCUUUAUUCUUACUUUCUAAGCACUGGUAUGAUGAUAUAGAAUCGGUCAUCAGCCAUCCUGGAAGUCUGCACUUCUUCAACUUUCCUGAAACUGAAUUUCUUUCCUUCUGUAUUUCUUACGUUGUUCCAAUUGACAAGUGACAGUGCUUUUGUUCCUGAAACUUGAAGUCAAAACAUCCGCAACUCAUUAACCUGCAUCUCGAGUGGGAUGUGGAAGUGAAGUAGCCUGUACUUGUGCUUUUCUGAUGUAGGACUUGGAGCUUGCCUUUUAAAUUGUUUGCAGUUAUACUGCGCAGUAUUUAAUGGAUGAUGGUUUUCACAUCUACCUUUAUGAGAAGCUGUUGAUGUGGGAAGCGUGUUCUAAAAGUAUCUUAGCUUGGUUACAGCAUUAAUAACUUCCAAACCCCACACCUGUCCUGUAUGCUGAUAGGCAUUGUUUCCGCACUGAAACGUGGUACAUCUGAAAUUAACAGAUGUUAAUUGGCGCUCAGCGUUCGUCACGAGUGGUGAUAAAGCUGUUAGGGCAGAACUCGGCUUUGAAGUCUUGGGGGAACAGCAGUGUGAUCACAGUGUCUUACAGCCACGUGUGCAGUGACUGAGUUGGUUGCUGUCUUUUCUUUUGCUGUCUUCCUUUCUUUAUCUGCCCUUAAGAAUGGAGAAUAACCAGUUGAGAUUUUCUUUUAGGUUUAUUCUGUUUUUAGGGAGCUGUGUCUUUGUAUCAGAUAAUUCAUUCCAUGCUGACUGUAACCGUCAUGUUCUCUUCAUUUGAGCAUGUGGGAUAUCUUGUGCCACUUCUUGUGCUUCAUCUCAGUGUCUCAAGACAAGUGCUAUGUACAAAUUCAUUGUUCCUGCUGAUGGGGACAGAACUUCAUCCCCAAGCAAAUUCUUUAAAUUCAUUAUUGCAAACACUCAGCAGGUUAGAACGCAGGAAGAACUUCAUACCAAGGGUGUUGACAUCGUAAUGAGAGAGGACGUAUUUUUGUGAGGAAGGUGGUAUGAUUCAAGCAGCAAGAAAGCAUUCCAGACAGCACACUAGUCAAAGUGGACAGAUAGGAAGAGGAGCGCUGGGAGGACUCUUACUGGGGAAUUGAAGCCUGUGUGGGCACGUGUUGCCUACAACUGAGCUGCAGGGGAUGAACAACUCAAAGAAGGAAAGGCUUCUGCUAAAGAGUUAGGUUGUUACCUUCUAGAAGUUUUAUGUUUAUUUCCUGGGUGUGGGAGGAAGGAAAAGUCAGUAAAAAAAAAAGCACUAAUGACAAAUUCAAGCUUAAUUGUUUCUGGUAAUACAGUUUUAACAACAAAAUACUUCUAAAUUUUUAUAUUGUGCAGCUUGUUUAGUAUAGCCUUAAGCAUUGCAGGUCUUUUGAGAAUCAGUCUGUGGUUAUUAUCAGAUCAGGAGAAGAGAAAUUGACAUUUUCCAUAGUAGUUGAUUCUACUGAAUAGUAAGCAUACUUGUUUCUUUUUAUCCAUGUAGGAAUAAACUGUCUCUCUAGCUUGAUUAGCAGUGUGAUUGUAUUCCAACUCUGUACUUACUGGGUUUUACCUUAAUUGCUUCUUUACAUUUAAAAAUACAAUUCAAUUUCCUGUUUUCAUGCUUUUCCUAUCACUGCUAAGUUUACCUGUUCCUGUCAGUCUUCAGAGCCAACACAGCCAAGAUUUUCAACUGGAUUGGAUUUGUAUCAUAGCAGAAUGGUUUAUUAUGUUCUGUUGUUGGGGAUGCCCUGUUGCUGGUGAUGGGUGAGCCUGAAAAAACCACAGAUCGACUUGCACAUCUCUGGCUGCUGUUUAGCCUGCAGUCCAGAAGACAAGGGGUUCUGGCUGAUCAGGAGUAACUAUUAACAACUCAAGUUGGCUGGAGAAUGGAAGGUGUUGAGUUUAAGGAAGAAUGGCAAGAUGAAGAUUUUCCAAGGCCCCUACCAGAGGAUGAUCCUGUUGACUCAGAUAUAUUGGCUGCAGCAGGAACAGAAGGUGAAACUGCAGUUAAUGGAACCAAAGUGAGGAAGAAACUUACAGCUCCAGAUAUUAGCUUAAAUUUAGAUCGCAGCGAGGAGUCUGUUUUGUCUGACUUGGAUGAGAGCGGAGACAUUGAUUUGGAUGACUUAGAUACUCCUUCAGAGAAUAGCAAUGAGUUUGAAUGGGAAGAUGAUCUUCCAAAGCCAAAAACUACUGAUGUAAUUAGAAAAGGAUCACUUACUGAAUAUACAGCAGCAGAGGAGAAAGAGGAUGGUCGACGCUGGCGUAUGUUUAGGAUUGGCGAACAGGACCAUAGGGUGGACAUGAAGGCAAUCGAACCGUAUAAAAAAGUUAUCAGUCAUGGUGGUUAUUAUGGUGAUGGGUUAAAUGCCAUCGUUGUGUUUGCUGUUUGUUUUAUGCCUGAAAGCAGCCAGCCUAACUACAGAUACCUAAUGGACAAUCUAUUUAAGUAUGUAAUUGGCACUUUAGAGCUACUAGUAGCAGAGAAUUAUAUGAUAGUGUACCUGAAUGGUGCAACAACACGGAGAAAAAUGCCAAGCAUAGGCUGGCUUAGGAAGUGUUACCAGCAAAUUGACAGACGGUUAAGGAAAAAUCUGAAGUCAUUAAUCAUAGUUCAUCCUUCUUGGUUCAUCAGAACGCUUCUGGCCAUCACAAAACCUUUUAUUAGCUCAAAAUUCAGCCAGAAAAUUAGGUAUGUCUUUACUCUGGCAGAACUAGCUGAACUCAUCCCCAUGGAAUACGUUGGCAUCCCAGAAUGCAUAAAACAAGUUGACCAAGAGCUGAAUGGAAAACAAGAGCAGAAAAGUGAACAGUAAGUUGAGAGACAGAACAAGACUGAAGAAUAUACGGAUGGAUUUAUGCUAUUUUCUUCAUUUAUGAUGCAUUCUUGUGUGUAUAUAUAACAUAACUUGUUGCAAGAGGUGCUUAACUUUAGACUGGCACACAAUGGACUCUUCACUGCUGUAUUGGUUUGUCUUGAUUUGAGUAGCUACCUUUGUGUAAUCCUUUUAUACGGCCAAAUGUCAAAGAACCCCAUGUUUAGAGGAUGUUCUUACAAUUGUUUAUCUAAAUGAUGCAUGUUCUUCAGUAAAAUAUUUAUAUAUCUAAAUGCUAAAGGAAAGAUAAUAUAUAUUUUUAUGACUUUGAGCAAUACGUUGUGUACCUGCUGAAGGAAUUCAUUUGCAGGUAGGCGAGGCCAUAAACUACUUGUUAUUGUAUAAAGCGCGUGAUCUGUUUUUGCUCUAAAUGGUCAAGUGCAUUUCUUGGUUGUCAGAGAAACCUUAAUUUGUUUGAAAAUUAACAAUCACAUAACGUAGUCUACUAUAUGCGUGGAGAUGCUUAUUUCUGUUCACACCUAAUACAAGCAGUACUCAUUUACCUCACUAGAGUGAGCUUGAGCUUUGUCUUGUAGUCCACUUCUCAGAACACAGAUCUGGAGUUCUCUGAAUUCCUGUCUGUUGGCCAGAGGGUUUAAGCCUCAGCUGCAGUGGAAACUAAACUGUGUAAGUGACUGAUAUCAGACCUGUGUAAAUUUAAGCUGCAAAUUUCAGAUUCUGCUUCAGUAAAUGAAGGCUAGUUCAGCUACAAGGAUGAAAUGAGUUUGUUCUGGGUUGUGUGGUUUUUUUUUUUUUUUUUUUUUUUUGUGGAUAAAUAUCAGUUAUCACCAGUAAUUCUGGUUAUUUUUCAGUAGAGCUUGAGAGUGGCAUAAAUAUUUUACCCAUAAUAUCACUUGUGUGCAGAGAUUGGGGGACUCUUACUAUUACUGUGUCAUCCUUGUAAAUCAGCAUCCAUUUCUAAAGCUCUUGGCUUGGCACCUGAUAGUAGUAUUAACUUCACCAAAAAAAAAAAAAAACAAACAACAAUAUAAAAGGUUUCCUCCUUAUCCCAUAAGGGUAGUAAAGUUGCCUAUACAAAAAGCGUUCUUGGAUUCCAGGGCAACAGUUAGGCACUGACUGAUAGCCUGUAAAAGUUUGUGAAGUGUCUUGAGCAUUGCUGUUUUCCUGUAAGGACAGAUGCACACAAAUGAAUCCAUUCAGGAGCUGAGCAAUUAAAUGUUUUAGCAAAUACUCAAUCUUCAGAUAUUUUUAUAUGCUUGUGAUUUUGUCUUUAAAAUGUCAAUUUCAUUUAGUGUUCUACGUUUGUCUUGAACUUCAAAAAAAAAAAAAAAAUGCAUUCAACUAGAUUAAUACCUGGCAUGGAUUAGUGGCAGUUUAGCUAGUUCCAUGGUCAACAUUUAUUAAUGGCCACUUCAUGUAGAAUCUCUAAUGAUACACAUAAUGGUCCGGGAACAGAUACUCAUGUCAGAUAAAGAUGAACUGCCCAUGUCUCUGGGAGUUUGUCUGUGAUUCAGAGGCUUUCAUCUCAAGGUCUUGGUACUUAUGCUACCUUCUGUACUGUGGUUUCAAAGAGAUUAAUAUGUAGGAUGUUCUCUUUCAGGUAAUAUUGAUUUCAAAUUGCCUUGAAUCUAUUACAUCAUGUUUGGAUCCUGCUUUGAAAGCAGAACACAAAUGUGAACGUUUCAUUUUAAGGUUUUUUUCCUCUUCCAAAUUUGAUGUUGACCUGGAUUAAAGUUAGUGAAGUGGACACUUUCACAAUUUGUUUAAUGCUUCCACAAUGCAACACAUAUGAACAGACAAACCUGGAAACCAUCCCAGUCUUUGCUGAUUCUGUGUGAGUCCUAGGGUAGAUGCUAAGCAUUCCAAUCCACUCAUCUUGUUUCAAAUUCUUCCUAGUUCAAAGAAGUAUUCUUCUCAGUAAAGUCGUGUUUAUAAUGGAACAACUGAACUUCUGUGAGUACCUGUCCCUUCCCUCCUAUGUAUAUAGCAUCCUUUAGAGUAGACAGUCCUCUGUUUAGGGUGAAUUCUCAAAUGAUAAGAUUAUUGGUUGUUUUUUUUUUUUUCUUCUGGUGGCUGAGUGGUUCUGCAGUUUCAUGUUGCAGUAGUUCUAUUUCUUUUGGAAAAACUUUCCUAAAAGUCUGUUUCUUUAGUAUUAGUUUUUGUGAAUGAAUACACUGUAAAACAGUUGUUCUGUCCUGAAAAUAUACACAGCAUGAGAAUCUUGUGUACUAAAGAACGAUUCUCCUCUGACCUUUUCCAGCUCAUCAUUUAAUGAUGAGGGGGAUGUUUACAAAAAGCAGAGGUCCCAAAGUUAUCCUGAACUCGAAUUAACUUGUCAACUUUAUAUUUUUAAAUAUAUAGAAUAAUUUAAUAUAUUUUAAUAUUUAAAAACGUUAGAGUUAGAAUUUCAUACUUUAUUAAAGUUAUUUCUUUCUGAAUUGCUUUGUGAAAAGUAACAGUAUUACAGGGGGUUCACCUUAUGCACUUCUUCCUAGAGGUAGAAUUUGUGUUGCUGGAAUAUGUUUUGAGCUCUGCUGAUAGAAGUUGGAGUCACUAAUUCACCUUCAGUUUGGAGGUUUCAUGAGUUUGUGUGUAUGUAUAUAUACAUGCUAAUGGAUACCUUGUUAUUGCUGUGUGACACUGAAAUGGAGUUGUUUGAAAUGGUGAUCUCUGUAUGUGUGGAUGUGAGGUUGUAUAAAACGAGUUUUACAACGGGAGAAACAUUCAGAAGUGACAAAGGUAUUUUGGAGAAAGUGUCAUUAAAAACUGAUGUGGAUAGACUCUGGAUUGCAUAAGUACUCUUGAUAGUUUUAUGUAGCGUGGCAAAGCUGUGUUCUACUGGAAAGUAACGGUGAGGGAUCCAUAGAAAUUUAGUGCUGAAUCAUACAGAAAUCUUUGAAGUUUUGGAAUUUUAAAAUACACAUUCUCAGUUAGUUUAGAAUUUUCAGUUCCGUAAAGCUUAGAACUAGUUAGAGUAAUAUGUAACUUCUUUGUAACUUUAUGUAGCUUAGCAUAUUUCUUCUUCCUUUCCAGAGGACAAGUGAAGAAGAGUAUUUACUUGCUGUUAGGAACUGUGCAUUGAAAACAGUAUUUCUAUUCCCAAUUGCAUACAGCUAGUCUUAGCUGGGUUAACAUGUCUUGGCAAGUUUCUUGCUUCACACACUUUAAUGCUCUAAUGGCAGAUUAGGAUGAUUCAACAGGAAAUUUGUGUCAGACUUCAAAGUCGGGUGAAACGUUGGUGGUAAUGGGAUCUUAUGAAAUGACCUCACAGUGUGUCAAAAGGAGAAGAGGGCAUUAGUGCCUAGUUACAGCCUCACCAGUGUCAUGGACUGGAAAGUCUAAUAACUGUGGGGGAAAAAAACAAUUGAACUAAAUCAUGAACAGAUGGUUUUAAACUAAAUCUGUAAUGAGCAGUAAGAUUCUUGGAGAAAGGUGUAUUUCAGUGUCAGACUUUAUUUGUGUAUCUUGCAGACUUAUAUUGUAUUUAUUAUGUAGAAAGAUGGCUUAAGUGCAUCUCUUACCCAAGCUAUUGUCUCUGAAGGUGACGUUAAUUCUCAAGUCAUUCCAGUCUCCCUUAAAAGCCUCAUGUGAGGAGGAGGGGGAAGGGAUAAUUGCUUGUGUGCUUUCGGUAACCACAGAAGACUUAGAAGGAUUUUGGAGAAAAAUAUGUAUUCAGUCCUUGUGGAUGCAGGUCAUUCUCGAGAGGAUUUUUUUCAUGCUGGUUGUUAAGUGUGCUUUAAUGAUACUUUUCAAGGAUACCCGAUUUUAGUCAAAGUAGCACUUUAUAUAAGGAAUAUUUAAAUAUAUUUGGAAAGACAUUUUGCAGCUUUCCUAACAUCAGAAUUGUAAGUUGAACCACACUUUCUCCUGUCACCUCUUGUUCUCUACAUUCAGCUAACAGGAAUGAGGGCAGUUGUGAAGUAAAAGAGAGUGCAGUUCUGUUUGUGUUUUCAUCAUUCCAUUCAAGCAUGACUGAGAUGAAUUAAAAAGCUUUAAUUUUGCUAAACUAUUUCAGAUCACUUUUGUUUUGUGAUUCAGAUAGCCCAGAUUAUUUGUUUAAACAUCUUUUUCUGUUUUUUUAAAUUAUCUAAAGAACAACUGGCUUUUUCAAUUAAUUUAAAAAAAAAAAAGGGGAAAUCUGUACCUUACCAUGGACCUUCCUCUGGCUUACUCAGGGCUGACUAUUAGUUGUGACAUGAAGUUCCACAUUAAAAUUUGUUCACAGAAGAUAAGUGUUUGAUUUCCCAGUGGCUCUGUAGUUCUGCGUUGCUUCUUACUCAGCAUCUGAACAAGGCCUGUAUAGAAAAAGGGAAAGAGCCCUUCAACGGGCUUAAAAAUUGUCUAUGAACGCAAUUAUUGGUCUGCACAGUGUGGCAAACUUGCAGUUUUUAACUAAAUGGAGCUGUAGCAGUUAUGCCAAACCAUGAAUCAUUCUAUAACCAGCUUAAAUAAUUGACUCUUAGUAGUCAUUGCAGACACGAUUGUAUUUUCCUUUGUCCCUUUUGUAUAAAGCUGUGUGAAUACAAGGCUCUUCACCUACCUCUUGUAUUAGUAUUCCUUCUUUUCUGUUUGCUUUCCAAGAUGUCAUGGAGUAAUGUGAUGAACGUGUCUGACUGUGCCAGCUGUGCACACUUAUCGGAACCUUUUAAUUAGGAAAAAGUAAAUGCUGAAUGCAAUAAAUAUUUUUGAAAGAG
Molecule: messenger RNA, 8315 nt
Organism: Centrocercus urophasianus (Greater sage-grouse)
Lineage: Eukaryota; Metazoa; Chordata; Aves; Galliformes; Phasianidae
Gene: BNIP2
Product: BCL2 interacting protein 2
Exons: 10
Coding region: 2671-3600 (309 amino acids)
Biological process (GO): apoptotic process
Cellular component (GO): cytoplasm
Source: RefSeq, a predicted model, not a curated record